AUUUGUUAUCAAGUCAAUAGGCAUCUAUAGUUUUAUUAAUUAUUCACGCGGUACGGAGGGCGAUUAUUAAGUAACUGGUGAAAUCAAGACAUAUUGUAUACGACAAUUAUAACGUUUGUUCGAAACAUAUUAAAUUCACCAAGUCAAUAAUCAAGAAUGUCAGGUGGAUGUUGUGGGUCAACAAGUGCCAAAGUGGCUUCGAUUAUCCUGAUCAUUACUGGAAUAAUAACAUUCAUUGCAGGAAUAGUUUGGACGGCACUACUGCCUAUAUACUUUAUUGGUAUACCGCUAAUUAUCGGAGGAGCGAUGUUCAUAGCAGAGGGUGUGCUCGGUCUCAUGUUUGUCUACAAUGCCAAAAAUAGAUGUUGGAUGGUGACUGUCAAUGUCGUUUCAAUUAUUGUUAUGGUGGUCUCGGCUGUAGGGAUAGGUGGAUGCACAUUUUUGGCUGUACCGACCAUCGCCUUAAGAGUGGAUUGCAAUGAUUGUGAUCCAACCGACUCCUCCUGCAACGACGAAUGUGGCAUUGCCUUUAGUUUUAUAAUCAUCACCUAUACAUUUAUGAUUCUAGUCUCACUCGUUUCUUUUGCGACGUCAAUCGUGUUGAUUGUUUCAUCCUGUACCUGCCGCAAAUCAAACAUGGGUUCUGCUCCAAUCUAAUGUUAUCAUUGAGGAACCAAAAAUGAUACGAUGCAUUCAACGUGGAGUUACAUAAUAGAACUUUCCUGAGUGUCGGUGCCAUCAGAACAGUGCCAGGCACUCACUGCGCCCGACGGUCGUCGGCCGACGCGAAUCUACAAAGAACGCAACUCGACGACGCGCGCACAACGGGAUCUUUUUUUUAAUGACGAUCAGUUUAGACUGCCACUCGACAAUCAGCAGACGUCGUCGCGUCUUCUAGCGCGCACAGGGAGCAAAGUUGGAUUCGUCCUGCGACGGUCGUACGAACGUCGUACUACGCAGUGAGUGUCCGUCUUUAGCGGAAAACGUUCAUUGUACCUAUUUUGUAUUAAUUUUUAUUCAAUUCAUACUUUACGAUAAUUGAUCAUUUACAUUCGUCAAUCGACCAAGUUUCUUUAUAAUAAAUAUAAAACAUACAGAGUAUAUUAAAUUGUAUGUUAUUUACAUUGACUUCAUUUUAUCGUGCAUGGCCUGUGAAUUUUUCAAUUUUAAAAACUUUGUAAAAUAUUUAAUAUAAAUUUUAUCACCCACCAAUGAGAUACCAUAAUUGAAAACAAUCAAACGUAAGAGCUAGGCCUAAUGAGCGGAGUUAACUAACUUAGUGGUUAAGAUGCUUUCUUUCCAUCACAGAAUCAUGUCUGGUCGGAAUGUUUUGGUUUUCAAGAUGCUUGGUAAUGCACUUUCCUGUCUUCUGGGACGUCAAUGUGGGAUAAUUUAAGAGUGGACCCACUUCAAGAGUGCAUCAAGUCCAAUAUUUAGAUCCUAUCUAAUUUUAACGCUUGCUUUUGACUGUUGUGUACCCUUUUUUAAAAGUACUAAUUAUGGCAGCAGUCCCAUGGGAGUGGAAGAGGAAGGGGGUAGGCCUGCCACACAGGGCCCCAACGGACGCAACUCAUUAGAAAUUUUGUUGCCAUAAUUGUGUGCUAAAACCUAUCAGAACAGCGUAAAAUAGCGUGAUUGGUCGAACUCUGGCUGGAUAAAUGGAUCAUCCUAAAAAAAAAUAUAAAUAUAUUUGAAAACUUAAUUUAUACCAAAUACAUGUGACCCGAACCGUGGUGUUAAUGGCAUGAAUGGUGUUAAACACCUUGCUCGUUGGCGUUCUGAUGUAUAUUUUAGAGGUGCACAAGUGUUUGUCUAUACACAAUCACAGGCACUCACAGUAUUCUCUCACACUUUUCUUGUUGUUGCAACACAAUGGCUAAAGUACAAUCCCGUUCCUGGUUAUUCAUGUUUCUAAAAUUUAAAUGUAAUUCGUAAUAAGAUACUAAAUACAAUAGUUUCAUAAUGGUUUAAAAUGUUCUGUAUAAUGAAUAAACUGCUAUAAAAAA
Anneissia japonica is the source of this 2006-nucleotide messenger RNA. RefSeq lists its product as uncharacterized. The record is from RefSeq and is a predicted model, not a curated record. Lineage: Eukaryota; Metazoa; Echinodermata; Crinoidea; Comatulida; Comatulidae. Bases 157 to 657 code for a protein of 166 amino acids. The transcript has 6 exons.